AUGGAUUUGGAUCAAAAAUCGACAACAACUUCAAGAGAAGAAGGAUCUCUUGAAGAUUAUGAAAUAACUGGAUUAAGAUCGAAACGAUUAGUUGCUAUGAUUGUAUGUUUGAUUAUUUUAUUUAUUCUAACAACACUGAUUUUAAUUGUAAGUUUUUGAAUAUAGUUAUUUGAAAUUUUUAUAAUUUUGAUAAAUAAUUUUCAGCUAAAUAUAAUGAUAAUUACAACACUUCGAAUGGAUCCAACAGGAAUCAAAUUUCUUCGAUUUCAUCAAAAUUAUAAUAAACAAAAUGGAAAAUAUGAGAAAGUGAGAUAUAAUUAAUAUUUAGAUACAAAAUAUAAUCAUAACUUUCAGACAGUUGAAAUGGCUGGUGAUAAAAUCCAAUUUGAUAAUGUUGUCACAAGCAAAGUUUUUGGAUUUCCUGAAAAAAAUAUUGAUGUGUCAGCUCCGCGAAUUCUUGUUUCAGCAAAGAAAAAUGGGAGUUUUUUGGAAAUGACUGAAAAAUAUUGUAGAAUCAAAAAUGUGAAUAACUUUCAAGUUCUUUCGCGCGGCGAUAAAAAUCGAACAAUUUUCUCGGCUCGACAUCCAACAUUUAUGAUUGAUAAGAAAAUCAAGCAAAUUUCGGCAGAAAAAAUAAUCACCGAUAAAAUUCGAUCUGCGAUUGAUGAGGAUUUGAAAAUUGAUGGAAAAGAUGUUGUGGUUCAUGGUGAUCAACAAGUUCGAAUUGAUGCUAGAAAUAUAUCAUUUGAUGCUUUGACAAGAAUUGCAUUCAAUGUUACGGUAAAUGAAAAAUGAAAAAUACCUAUACUGUGAUAUUUUUGGUUUUAACGUUUCAAUUCUCUACAAAAACCAAGGGGAAAACUGUUUACUUCAUCUUAGUUCUGACAGGAUUAAUGUUUUUCAACAAUGCCAAAAAUUGUUGUCAAACUUUUGUUCUGAAUCGUUCUAGUUCUAACGUUUUGUUCCCUAAAUUCUGUAAUAAAAAACUGACGCCAAGUUUUAUAAUUAGAUCAUGCAAAUCCGAAAAAAAAACUUUGGUAAAGUUACAGUACAGAAACAAAUUUUCCACAUCAUAUGUUUUUUUUCCAGGGUGAAAUGCGUCUUCGCGGAAAAAUUCGAUUUGGUGAUGGAAGUUCAGAUCGACUCUCCCUUCCAUUUUCAACAACUCCACUAAUUAGCGCAAGUAGUGCAGAAUUACGUCUCUGUGCUUGUGCUCAAAACCAUCACAAACUCUUCGUGGUGCCAGCCAACAAACAUUGUAAUGUUAUUCGUUUUUGUGAUCUCCAUUAA
Messenger RNA from Caenorhabditis angaria, 1290 nucleotides. The record is from the annotation of a GenBank genome assembly. NCBI's taxonomy places the organism in Eukaryota, Metazoa, Nematoda, Chromadorea, Rhabditida, Rhabditidae.